ACACGCUGACUUCCGACUGGUCGAAGAUCGGAGUGUAAACACUGACCAACGAUGAUCUAGAUUAGUUAACGCGAUGGCGUUUCAAACUGGGUUACAAAAACCUAGUGUAAAAUAGGUCUCUGUUGCAAAACUGCAUUAUCUGUUGUGUUUACACCUGAGUCUAGCUGAAUUUCAUUUCGUUAUACCGUAUACACCUGUGUAUAUGUACAAUAGCAAUAAAGUUUAGUUUAACUGAAUUGCCCAUGCGGGCGGCUUUGCGGGUGUUUUAGCGCAUUUCGCUCGGUUCCAGGAUCCACAGACACGUGACAGAGCCUCGACUUUAGACCGCAGUGACAAACCUAAAACCUAGAAGUCAGUUCAGCUGUAAGCUCGCGGGGUAAAACGUGCAGAGACGACUACUUCAUCUGCGCGCGCCCAACUCCCCGUUUACCGAAGCUCAGCUGAUCACGACUUGGCACGUGAGUCAGCCCUUCCCGUUAGAGAAACACGCGGGGGUGCGUGAGCUCGCUUGCAGCGGUUCUGAGCUACGAGAGGACCCUCGCCGUUGUCGCGGAAUGCUAAGGAGGGUCGGCAGCUGUUCUCGAUAUAAAGUCAUUUAGCCAAUACUAAUAUAGCACAAGGGAUUACGUUUGAGAGCCUUUAAAACACAGCUGGCUGUAAAGAAGAGAUCACCGUGCCUACAGCCGAGUGUGGGCUGAUCUCCGCGAUGACCUCGGUGCCCGCACCUACCCACGUGAACCUGGGCUCCGUCUUCCGCCUUUGCUCCUCAACGGUACUGUUUGGUUUCGCUCCGUUCUGGGUGGUGAGUGCAACUAUCAGAUGGGGUUUAUAUCCAGACACCAGACACAGAGUGCUGUCUCUGCUCAGCUCCUCUGCUGCUGGGGUCCUCCUGGCACACUGCAUGCUGGACGUGGUUCCCGCCUACCUGAGAGAGAUGACCAAGACGUUUAGUGACCUGGGAGUCACACUGUGUUUCCCGGUUCCUGAGUUCAUCCUGGCCAUGGGUUUCCUCUUACUGCUGCUGAUAGAGCAGGCACUCCUGGCCCAGAGAGAGCAGCACGAUAACCACACAGAGAAAAAGUCAGCUGUGCCGGUGGGCUGCGGCCUCGGCUCCAACGACCAAGCACGGUGUUCCAGGACAGUGCAGGCGUGGCCAGAGCCCUCCGGGGGGAGGGGCUCCGAGGACCACGCCCGUGACGUCUCCCUCUCUGCGGUCCGCGCCUUCGUCCUUGUGCUCUCGCUGUGUCUGUGCUCAGUGCUGGACAGUGGGGCCCUGGUGCAGAGGCAGGGAGGCGGGCGGGGGCCGGACCUCCUGCUGUGUAACGGCCUCGUCUCUUUUAGCCUGGCCCUCAAACUUGCACAGAGCCAGUUGCGGCAGGUGGUGCUGGCCGCCUCUGUAUUGCUCUUCUCGGCUAUGGCUCCUCUGGGGGUGGUGCUGGGUGGAGCGCUCCGCCAGACCCCCCCUGUCCCUCAGUACCAGCUCGCACGUGCCACCCUGCAGGGUCUGGCAGCAGGGAGCUUCAGCUACAUCAUUUUCAUGGAGGUGCUGCCUCACGUGCUGAACACUAGAGGGCAGCGCAUCCCCAGAGCCACUCUGCUACUGACCGGCUUCAGCGCCAUUACUGCAGUCCUGUUCAUUAAACUGUCACUUGAGUGAGCUUGCAGACAGGCUCCAGAGGGCAACAGCAGCAUGGAAAUAGUUACAGGAUAGUUCACACUAAUAUAAAUCUCCUGGGUGGUUGGAUGGUUGGUCUGGUUUCUGAUGUGACUUAAAUUAGUAAAAGGAUGUUUUAUAAACCUUUUUGUUAUAAAACAGUAUGCGUAAGCCAAACGUGCUUCUUCACACAUCACUGCAGGUGAUGUAACAUUCAUAGCUUCCGGAUGCUUACACAACUUUAUUCCAUUUAGCUGACGCUUUUAUCCAAAGGAGAUUAUAAUUCUGACUGAACACAAUUUGAGUAAUUGAGGGUUACAGAUUUUGUUCGGGGACACAACAGUGGCAGGACUUGAACUGGCAACCUUCUGAUUAUUAGUCCAGUACCUUCACCACUGAGGUACCCCUUUACCCAUUAAAGUUCACAUCUGAGUUGUUCUGGCUCGGACAGCAAAGGAAUGUGAACUUCUAUUUAAUUCAUGACUCCAGCAUUGGGUAUAAUUUCAAUUUUGUAUUAGUGUUUGUUCGACAGAUUUUAAAAAAAAUAAAAAUUUCAUCUUUGUCUCA
This is a messenger RNA of Electrophorus electricus (electric eel), 2221 nucleotides long. It is a transcript of the gene slc39a3, whose product is annotated as solute carrier family 39 member 3. Gene Ontology annotation, molecular function: zinc ion transmembrane transporter activity. Lineage: Eukaryota; Metazoa; Chordata; Actinopteri; Gymnotiformes; Gymnotidae. The record is from RefSeq and is a predicted model, not a curated record. Gene Ontology annotation, biological process: zinc ion transmembrane transport. Gene Ontology annotation, cellular component: plasma membrane.